Messenger RNA from Magallana angulata, 2868 nucleotides. RefSeq names its product transmembrane protein 168-like. NCBI's taxonomy places the organism in Eukaryota, Metazoa, Mollusca, Bivalvia, Ostreida, Ostreidae. The record is from RefSeq and is a predicted model, not a curated record. The transcript has 4 exons. The coding region runs from base 247 to 2292 and encodes 681 amino acids.
CGGUCUCCCAUAUACACUUCCUCAUAGCGACGAGGUGGACGAACUCGGUCCAGACACAUGUCAGUGUUUUGCGAUUUGUUUGAUUUCUACUAAAAUGGAGUAAGAUAUCAGAGAUUCAUCUAAAAAUGGAAGAAGAAAACCCAUAACCUCUGAACUUGACAAGAAAGACCUUACUAAUUGAACCGUGAAAUCAUGACCUGAUUUUGGAGAUUCUUUUUUCAGUGCUCCUCACACAGAGCACACACCAUGGUCACCGUCCAAGGACUCACCCCCAAGGCCAAGCACCUGGAGUACCUGUCAUUCCUGUCCACCCUGAUUAUGGUGGUCGCCCUGGGGCUGGGGCUGUACACACAGUGGCAGGUGACUGAGAACUCGGCCAUCCUCGUCAUCUCAUUGGUCGGUCUGCUGGUAUUUGGUCUGGCCUGUGCCCUGCAGUUCUACUUCCACUACCCCUAUGUGGGGCGCGCGUUGUUCCACAUCUGGCUGGGAUGCAUUCUGGGAAUUAUCGUUUUCUCCGAGGAGAAGGAGAUCCAGUACAUGAUGCCGCAGGAAGUGAUGAAUAUUCUUUUUAUAACCUCGCUGUGCGUUCACUGUUUCUGGACCGUUCUACAGCGUGCAUUACGGCUGUAUGAACACCGUCCAUCGCUUUACUCACAGACUGAGGUUCUUGAGGGGACGGGGCUUAUUAUCUCCACCCUGAUCACCGGGAAUGACGCGGUCGCUAUCUCCCUGAUGGUGUGUGCCGUGUUCUGUAAUCUAGUGGCCAUUCGACUCAAGUCUUACCUUGGUCUGUUAAACUUCGUCGGACUCCUGUGUCUAGCUGUGUUUGUGUUUUACAAGGAUUUGAGUAUUUCAGUGAAUCUGUUUGGAUUGGCUUGCUUCAUUGGGAGGCAUUCCUUCGAACCUGUCAUUGAUUUAUACUUCUCAGGGUUGUCCACAUUGGAAAGAUGGGAAUCGUUCUUCCGAGUGUCAAAGUUUUGGAGACAUGUAACAAUCUUUUUUAUAUUCAUACUCAAUUUAUUAACAGGAGGAAUUGUUGGUCGAUUGUCGGCCAAUCACAAAGAGUGGUUCAUUGUUGUGCCACUGUUUGUUGUAUUUGCUGUCCUCUGGCUGAGCUUUCAUUUUCUGUCCUUUGUCACAUGUUGGAAACUGAUGAACAGAAUCACCGAGUGUAACUUAACAUUUGCAAGUCUUCCUGAUGACAACAAAAACAUGAAUCAAAUCAUGGCCUCCAAAGGUGUUCGACAUUUCAGCUUGAUCUCGCAGCGAUUAAUCUGUAUCACCGUGGUAACGACAGUAACUCUGAUGGGGAUAGGAUGGACCACAAGGACGGCAUACAGCUUGAGCCUCAUUUCCAUUCUGCUGCCCAUUGAGUGCCUGACCCUCAGUCUUUUCUGGGAGCUGGGGGCCUCUUUAGGGGGCACUGUUACAGGGUAUGCCAUCAUCGCCCCAAACACUGGCCAGAGUAGAAGGAACACUGGUGCUACCCUUCUUUCUGGUGCCCUGGUCCAGGAUAUCGGUUCUAGAGCCACUUCCUCUCUGAACAAGAUGAAUCAGUUCUUUUCUUAUCACAUGAUUGACAGCUACGGAUGUGACUAUUCGACCAGUGGGAUAUCUCCAGACAACAUAGAAACAAAAAUCAAGGCCUUCUUUGACCGCCGCACCAGUGAUGGUCCAAAGUUUGAUACCUAUGUCUUGUAUUUCUCAGGGGACACGUAUGAUACUGGGGACUGGGCCUUAACAGAUGGACAGUCCCUAAGCUUUCAAACUCUGCUUGACUGGUGGUCUAGCAGGAACAUGGAUACUGGUUCCCGCCUCAUACUGGUCCUGGAUACGAACCACUCUUAUCUGUGGGUGUCCCCGAUCAGGAGAGUGUACGACGAGUACGUCGCCCUACAGACAUGUAAAUACGUCAAGGCGUCGGACCCAGAAUCCUCCGAUGUUGCACGAGUCGGAAGUUUCACCAAGGAUUUUGUUGACUACAAUCAGGGGGAGGAAUUAGAGCAGAACUGGAACGACAAGAAGCGAAGUGUGACUGCGCUGUAUCAGGUGUCACGGUGCUGGACGGACUUCACAUUCCACCUCCCCACCCCCGGGGAAAUCACUGACCACUGGGACAGUAGCUUUCCCCGCCUACUCAAACCGUUGCUGAAGGCGGUGAACUUUGGAGGGGUAGGGAACCCUUGUUGUUGUGUGGGGUGUGUCAUGCGAUGUCUGAAGAGGAAGAAGAUGAAAUGGCUGCCCCCUAAGGAACUCAACACAGGGCACAGCUUUAAGUUAGUGCGUUCGUAGCUGUAAGGUAGCCCUUUACCUUUGAGAGGGGUAGUGGACAACAUCAGAUAAGAAAUUUUAAAAAAGAGGGCUUCAUUUUUGCAGCUGGUCCUUUCCCAGAGAAAAAGAAUGUACAUUAUUGCUGUCUCUGAAAGAACUCAACACUGGGUAAAGCUCGAAGUUAGUGUGUUCCUGGGUGAAGAAAGUGUAAUUGCUGUCUUUUCAAGGACUGAACACUUGGCAUAGCUUCAACUCAAUUUAGUACAUUCCUAGAGUAAGUGAAUGAAAUGGCUGUUCCUUAACAGAACUCAACAUGAGCCACAAGUUCAAAUUAGUGCAGACUUGGAGGUUUUAUUUCAGUGAGGGAGAUAUUAUUUAUUGGUCGGGUGGACCCUAAACCAGCACAAUCUUCUCGGUCAGGCAUAUUCUUGUUUGACUGUUAUAGUUGCAAUCAUUUGGUGAAAUAUGAACUUUGAUGUGUUUUACAUUAUUUUUAAUUAUAUCUUUAAAUAAUUUUAUUGUUUAUUUUCCUCUUAUGUUCUGUAUUUAAGGACGGCAUUGUGAGAUUUUAAUUCUGCAAUAAACAGGGGUACUACU